Messenger RNA from Arvicanthis niloticus (Nile rat), 1716 nucleotides. RefSeq names its product solute carrier family 15 member 5 (gene Slc15a5). Gene Ontology annotation, cellular component: membrane. Gene Ontology annotation, molecular function: transmembrane transporter activity. NCBI's taxonomy places the organism in Eukaryota, Metazoa, Chordata, Mammalia, Rodentia, Muridae. Gene Ontology annotation, biological process: transmembrane transport. The record is from RefSeq and is a predicted model, not a curated record.
AUGUCCAUCACAGACUUCAUCAUAAACGAUGAAAAACUACCCUUACUCUUACAAGGUGGUUCUGAGCAGCAGAAGACUGGGGGCCAUUUUGGGUGUUUCCGAGUUGGGAUCUGCUGGCUUCUGGUGGAGCUGUGUGAGAGGUUCACUUUCUAUGAAGUCGUCUGCAACAUGAUCCCCUUUUGCACAGGGAGGCUUGGCUGCUACAACCACCAAGCAGCCGUUCUCAACUUGGGCUUCAUUGGAGCCUCAAUCCUUAGCCCUGUGUUCAUGGGAUGGCUUGCGGAUGCAUACCUCGGGCGGAACAAACUGGUGUAUAUAUCCUUAUCUCUGCAUUUCCUAGGCACUUCCUUGUUAUCGGUGCUUGCUUUUCCCUUGGAGGGUUUCUACGGAGGCUCAUACCCUGUGUCUAACAACACGCCUGUGGAGGAGCGGGCUGGGCUGUUUCACAUAGCACUGCUCACCCUCAGCCUGGGCACAGGAGGAAUAAGGGCUGUCGUUUGUGCACCAGAUGCCUGUGGCCGUCGGGAAUGGGAAUCAAAGAAGCCAAUGUCAUUUUGUAACUGGACCUCCUGGUCCAUGAACCUGAAUGCAGCUGUUGUCUUUCUGGGAAUCUCAGGCAUCCAGCGCUUGGGGUCCGGGGCCGUUGUGGUCCUGCUUCCUUCUCUGUCCGUGUUCACCGCCUUGGUAAUCCUUUACAUGAAGGACUUCGACCUGAUCUAUCAGCCAAAGAACCAUUGCUCUCUCCUGACUGCCUCCAGGGCAUUUGUUAGGGCCCUGAAAACACACUGCAUGCAGUACUUCCACCUUGGGCAAGAUGGAUCACAUUGGUUAGACCAUACUAUGGGAAAACAAAGUGGAUACCACAGUGAACACCAGGAGAAAGAGACAGAAAAGGUUUUCUUCGCCCUUUUGCCUCUCUUCAGCUUCCAGCUCGUAUACAGAAUGUGCCUUAUGCAGGUUCCUUCAGGAUAUUAUCUUCAGACCAUGAAUUCCAAUCGGAACUCGGGUGGAUUUCCUCUGCCAAUUGCCUUAAUGAACGCCAUCAGCCUUCUGCCCUUAUUAAUUCUGGCUCCCUUUAUGGAUUACUUCAGCAACUGUCUACUUCCCUCUAAGAGAGAUGGACCAUUCCUGUCAGCGUGCAUUAUUGCUGGUAACAUUUGUGCAGCCUCCUCUGUGGCAGUGGCUGGCUUCCUAGAAAUACACAGAAAACGUCCCCAGGAGCAUUCUCCUUCAGGCAAACUUUCCCCCAUUUCCUCCAUGGCCUGUGUGUAUCUGAUUCCACAGUAUGUGCUGCUUGGAGUGUCUGAAGUCCUGGUAAACCCAGCCGUCUCCAUGGUAACACACAGAGUCAUCCCAAGCACCUUUAGAGGAACUUCCAUGACUUUUUUGACACUAUUCCAUGGAUCCGCCUGUUUCACAGGUGCUCUGCUGAUAGAGUUGGUUUAUCUCAUCUCAGAAGGAGAUUGGUUUCCAAACACAUUAAACAAAGGCAGCCUAGAGAGCUUCUUCUUCAUGCUGGCAUCCUUGACUCUGCUGAAUAUCCUGGGAUUCUGGAGGGCUUCACCGAGAUAUUGUAAUCUAAAUCAUUUUAAUGCCCAGUGCAUCCGUGGAAAUAAUUGUGAAGAAACUCUUCUCCUCUCUGAGAAGUCUCUGAGGUUUUAUGGCAGUACGCAGGAGACGUCUUCAAGUAUUGAUCUCUGCGAGACAGCCCUAUGA